Molecule: messenger RNA, 2373 nt
Organism: Capronia epimyces CBS 606.96
Lineage: Eukaryota; Fungi; Ascomycota; Eurotiomycetes; Chaetothyriales; Herpotrichiellaceae
Exons: 2
Coding region: 1-2373 (790 amino acids)
Biological process (GO): shikimate metabolic process; chorismate biosynthetic process
Molecular function (GO): shikimate 3-dehydrogenase (NADP+) activity; 3-dehydroquinate dehydratase activity
Source: RefSeq, a predicted model, not a curated record
AUGGCACAUUCACCAGUCCCCCCUCUCGGCGGGCAAACACGACUGCAACCAAAGCGUACCUUUGAAGCCUAUGAGGCUGACUUCGGCGUUCAGUUGGAGCCGGCCGCGUCAGAGAGUGCUGGCAGUAGGAAGCUCACAAGGCCUGGUAGGGCGGAGGCACCUGCUUUAUCAAGACCUCCAUCCCCCUCAUCGGGAAAUUCGCUGUAUGACCCGCGCGCUUCGAUUCUCCUUGUCGGGUUCUCCGGGGCCGGCAAGCGGACGCUGGGAAUCAUUGCGGCGGCAGCGCUGCGAAGGCAGUAUGUCAGUUUCAGCUCUUUCUUUGAAAGCCACAUGGGGCAGACCCCCUACGAGUAUAUGUCGGUUCACGGGCUGCCCGGUUUCCGACAAGCAGAAAUUCAGAUCACAGAGAGGCUGCUCAACACUUGCAAGGAAAACCAUGUGAUCGGUGGCUUGACCGGGCUCGGCAGCACUGCGCAGAGAGAAGUCUUGAGAUCCUUCGCGAAAACCAAUCCUGUCAUUUAUAUCCAGAGAGACAAGGUUGACAUCGAAGGCAUGUUUGGCGAUAAGGGGAAUUUGGAUCAACUCUACAAGGCCGGUGAUACCUUUUACCGUUCAUCUUCAAACUUGGAUUUCUUCAAUAUCACGCAGACGGUGAAUACGGCGGACAAUGCGAGUCCGGUUGGGACCCUCAAGCUCAAGCAAACCGAGACGGACUUCAUUCGCUUCAUCCAUCGCAUCUAUGGCCGCCCCCCGAAGCUCCUACACUCUGUGGACCCCUUUUCUCCCUCUUACACCUAUGCCUUGCAAAUCCGGCUAGAGUGGCUAGCGGCAGGCUCCCUUGAGUACGACAAGCUGGAGUGCGGAGCUGACAUGAUCAGCUUGGUCAUCGAUCCCAAGCUCGACCGCAUCGGUCACCUUCAAGACCAAAUCCCGAAGCAAAUGGCCCUGCUGCGCAGAUAUACAAGAACCCCCAUUAUGAUCGACGUCCUCCAUGCACAGCCGCAAGAUGCUGUCAAUUACAUCAGACUGCUCAGACUCUGUCUACGUAGUGCCCCCGAAUUUUUGACAGUUGCAUUGUCGCUAGACUCCGGCCACCUCCAAGUUGUUGCAUCGGCAAAAGGCUUCACCCAAAUGGUUGGAGUCAUCCACCAAGAUACCCCGUGGACAGGUUCACCAGCAAAGUUUCAGUGGUCCGCUCUUCACGAUCUGGCCAAGGAGCUUUCCUGUUGCGCAGUUCGGCUCACCAAUCCUGCAGUCUCCACAUCUGAAAAUCUGCCGUAUCUUCACGAUGCCGGUACGGCGAGAGAGGUCUGGACUUUGCCGUUGAUUGCAUACAAGACGGGCGCCCACGGCCGGACGUCGAUCUGUUUCAAUCCCGUCCUCUCCCCUGUCGUGCUUCCCAGCUUGCAGCCACAGGGGAUUACUGUGACGCAGGCUCAAAGUGCAUUGUAUUCCAGCUUCAUCCUCUCCAAAAAGAAAUUUACGAUCUUUGGUCGGAGUGUGGCAUACAGUCUCUCUCCUGCAAUGCACAAUGCUGCUUAUGCUGCCUGCGGCAUGCCCCACUCGUUCAGCCUGUUGCAGUCAGAUGAAUUUAGCAGCAUUCAUAGCUUACUCGAGGACGAAGAAUGCGGGGGGAUCACGGUCUCAUUGCCCUUCAAGCGAAAGGUUUUACCCAUGCUUGCCAGCAUCAGCUCUGAGGCGCGGGACAUUGGUGCAGUCAACACGGUAGUUGUGCAACGAGAACGGGCUGAGGACGGAAGUCCGCAAAUCAAACUUAAAGGCUACAACACUGACCACAUUGGCAUUCGAAAAUGCAUCGAGCGCAGCAUUUCGCCGGCAAACUCCAUUCGGGAUGGGAGCACCGCGCUGAUCAUAGGGGCAGGAGGCAUGGCCCGGGCGGCAAUUUAUGCUUGUCGCAUGCUGGGACUGACAAACAUUUGCAUCUACAAUCGAACGCUGGAACAUGCUCAGGAGCUGGCGGACUACUACAGCCGGCAGAACAUGCACAUCCAUGUACUCAGGACCACCCAGGAGCCAUGGCCUGGACAAUUGCGGCAACCGACAGUCCUUGUGUCCUGCAUUCCUGCUCAUAGCAUCGGUGGCCAGAGUGCACACGACUUGACAAUCCCGGAGCACUGGCUGCAGAGCCGCACGGGAGGAGUCUUCAUCGAGUUGGCCUACAAGCCGAUUGUCACGCGUCUGAUCCGGCAGUUGCAGCUAAUGUCGAAGAGUGGCUGGAUCACAGUCGAUGGCCUCGAUGUGCUGAUUGAGCAAGGCAUUGCCCAAUUUGAGAUCUUCACGGGCAGACCAGCUCCAGUGCAUGUCAUACGGAGGGCGGUGCGCAAACAAUAUGAUGCAGUAGUCGGAGCUUGA